AUGAGAUGCUAUGAUUCAUGGGAUGAUGAAGACUUUGAUUUAUUUGAUUCUGACGCGGAUCCUGCAUAUUCCCCUGAAAGCUCAUCUGACGAAACUGAUAUGGACGAUGAUAUUGAUAAUGUUAUUGAAGACGUUAUUCAAGCUGUGGUAUCUGAUGAAGAAUUUGAGGAUUUGACAGACCUACCCGACAGUUAUGACCAGGAGAAUAAUAUAAUCACCACCGAUGGAUGGACAGAAUAUGUGGGCAGACAAAAAGUGUUUGAGUUUAUCGGAAAGCAUGGUUUGCAAUCAGACAUUUCACAACAAAGCACACCAUUGGAUAUAUUUUUACUACUUGUUGAUGAAGAGAUCAUUAACCACAUUGUUGUUGAAACAAACAGAUAUGCAGGGCAAAUUAUUUCAUCACAACCAAAAUUGAAGCAUUCCAGGAUAAAUCGGUGGAAUGAAACAAAUCAUGAAGAAAUGAAAAAAUUCUUAGGAUUGAUGAUGUGGAUGGGUUUGGUACCACUAGGUCGUUUGGAAGACUAUUGGUCACAAAAUGGAGUCUACAACAUGACAAUUCCACGUGCGAUAAUGUCACGAAAUCGUUUUCAGAUAUUACUAACUAUGCUUCAUUUUGAUAACAAUGAAACGAGCGAUACCAGUAACAGGCUGCGAAAAAUACAGCACCUAGUUGACAUGCUACAACAAAAGUUCAAAGCCCUAUUUUACCCGGGAGAAGAUUUCGUUAUAGAUGAAACUCUUGUUCCAUGGAGAGGGCGCCUAAUUUUCAGGCAAUAUAUUCCAAAUAAAUCCCAUCGUUAUGGAGUCAAACUGUUCAAGCUGUGUUCAGUUGAUGGAUAUACAUGGGGUCUUAAAGUCUAUACUGGAAAGUCUGCAUCUGGAGAGCGUGAAACCGGAUUAGCAAAAAGUGUGUGUUUGGAACUAGCGGAAUUACUUCUCAAUCAAGGCAGAACUCUCUAUAUAGACAAUUUUUAUACUAGUUUAUGA
Molecule: messenger RNA, 990 nt
Organism: Stegodyphus dumicola
Lineage: Eukaryota; Metazoa; Arthropoda; Arachnida; Araneae; Eresidae
Product: piggyBac transposable element-derived protein 4-like
Source: RefSeq, a predicted model, not a curated record